AUGCUUGUUCAGCAAGAAAAUGUCAUCCGACCUACUGCUAAUUUUCCUCUCAGUGUUUGGGGAGAUCAAUUUCUCGCCUAUGAAGAGGAAGAUCAAGAUGGAGUAGAUAAGGCGAUUGAUGACUUGAUAAAAGAAGUGAGAAAAGAAAUAUUGGAAACUUUAAAUAAUCCCACGGAACAUUUAAAUUGCUUAAAACUGGUUGAUGCAAUUCAACGCCUUGGCAUUGCAUAUUAUUUUGAAGUGGAGAUCAAUCAAGCCUUGCAACACAUCUAUGAUUCAUAUGGAGACAACUGGAUUGGUGCAGGGACUUCCCUUUGGUUUCGACUCAUGCGACAACAAGGCUUCUUCGUCUCAAGCGAUAUUUUCAAUAUAUAUAAGGAUGACAAGGGAGAAGCUUUCAAUGAGUGCUUAAAAAAUGACAUUCAAGGAUUAUUCGAGUUAUAUGAGGCUACGUAUAUGAGUAUUCCGGGGUUGCCAAGACUUGAGGCUUUGCGCUACAUACCUUUUUACCAAAAACAAACUUGUCAUAAUGAUUCUUUACUAAAACUUUCCAAGUUAGCGUUCAACGCACUCCAAUCUCUGCAUAAGAAAGAGCUUAGCGAAAUAACCAGGUGGUGGAAAGUCUUCGAUGUCCCAAACAAUCUACCUUAUGCAAGAAAUAGAUUGGUUGAAUGCUACUUUUGGGCUUUAGGAGUGUACUAUGAGCCUAAAUAUUCUCAAUCUAGAAUGUUCUUAGCUAGAGUUCUUGCAAUGGAAACACUUUUUGAUGACACUUAUGAUGCUUACGGUACUUAUGAAGAACUUCUGGUUUUAACGGAAGCAAUCCAAAUGUGGCCAAGUGCAUGUUUGGAUGAGCUUCCAGAAAACAUGAAACUUAUAUACCGAAUACUAAUGAAUCUUUAUGAAGAAAUGGAGGAAAUCUUGGCAAAGAUGGGAAAAAGCCAUCACCUUAACUAUGUUCAAGAGGCGAUGCAAGAAUACAUUAGAAGCUACAUGACUGAAGCAAAAUGGACACAUGAAGGGUACAUACCAACAGUUGAGGAACAUAUGGAACUUACGUAUAUUAGCAGCGGAUAUAAAUAUACUCUAGUAGCAAGUUUUGCUGCCAUGGGUGAUGCGAUAACUGACAAUACAUUCAAAUGGGUCCUCACUAAUCCUCCUCUUGUUAAAGCUUGUUGUGUGCUUUGUAGGAUCAUGGAUGAUAUUGUCACCCACAAGGAAGAGCAAGAAAGAAACCAUGUGGCUUCUGGAAUUGAAUGUUACAUGAAGCAAUUUGAUGUCACUGAACAACAUGUGUAUGGGGUGUUCAAUGAGAGAGUUGAAUAUGCAUGGAAAGAAAUGAAUAAAGAGUCUCUCAUCUGUAAAGAUGUUAAUAUGCAUGUAAUUAUGCGGGUAAUCAAUUUAGCACGUGCGAUGGAUGUUCUAUAUAAAAACAAAGACCAUUUUACACAUGUUGGAGAAGAACUCAUAAGUCAUAUAAAGUCUCUUGUUGUUGACGCUAUCAUCACAUGA
Messenger RNA from Lactuca virosa, 1512 nucleotides. The record is from the annotation of a GenBank genome assembly. NCBI's taxonomy places the organism in Eukaryota, Viridiplantae, Streptophyta, Magnoliopsida, Asterales, Asteraceae.